AUGUAUGACAAUUUCGAAGAACUUAUUACUCAAUUUUCAUCAUUAUAUAUAUCUACUAAAGUUCUUCAUCAAAUAAAUCUUAUUCUUCAACAACAAAUUAAUGAAUCAUUAUCAUUAUUUGUUUCUCAUUCAUUCAAUUCAAUACUUACACUUGAACAUUGGGCAUGGCAACUAUUAAGUCAAAAUUCUCAUCAAUGGAUUAAUGAAUUACAUUAUCAAGAAGUAUUUCAUACUCUCGCAUUAUUCAAUAAAAAAUUGAUCUAUGAUUAUAAUAUCAUUGAAGUUAGUAAAAAAGCAAUUCUUCUUUUUCCUGUUACUGUUGAUCAAAUUAAUAUUAUAUUCGAACAAAUUAGACAAUCUAAUGAUGAUAAUGAUCCUUUCAUUAUUAUUGUUAGUCUUUGGUUAGACAAUCAUUCAUACUUUCUACAUGAUAAUCCUCAUUCAAAUAAAUUAGUAAUUACUGAUUAUAUUAAUAAGUAUAUAAUAUGUAAUUAUAUCAUGAAUAAACAAUUUAAAAUGUAUAUAUCACAACUUCGACAUUCAUAUAUACCAGAAUCAAUAUUUUCAGGGAAAAUGUUAUUCUAUAUAAAAACAAGUUUAUUUUCACUGUUUUCAUAUUUAGGUGCAAAAGAUCAUCGUUGUUUUUAUACUGCUGAUGAAAUACUUCGUUAUUUAUACGAAGAUUAUUUACAAAUAAUUUAUAUUCAUAGUUCUUUGGUGGCAACAUGGAAUAAAGAUUUAGUUCCUUGUAUUGGACAUUUGACUGGUGUUAUAGCUAAAUGUUACUGGUCAGGUGAAAAGAAUAGAACACAAAUGAAAAUACUUUUUUCAACAGAACAAUUAACAUGUGAUCAUGUACGAGAACUGAUUUAUAUUAUUGGCUAUGAGCAAUUUCAUAAAGAAAUUGAAUCAGUACGAUCAAAUGAUGAAACUGUUUUGAUCGAUUCAAUUCUAAUGGUUUUAUUGAAUAUUGUUAGAACUCAGAAUAUAAAUUGGUUUUUUCGUUCAAAUAUAAUAAUAAGAGAAACACUUUUAACAGUGGCUGAAAAAUCAUUGUAUGAUGAAAUCUGCUUACGA
Adineta steineri is the source of this 1077-nucleotide messenger RNA. The record is from the annotation of a GenBank genome assembly. NCBI's taxonomy places the organism in Eukaryota, Metazoa, Rotifera, Eurotatoria, Adinetida, Adinetidae.